Messenger RNA from Paramacrobiotus metropolitanus, 2262 nucleotides. RefSeq names its product CD109 antigen-like. NCBI's taxonomy places the organism in Eukaryota, Metazoa, Tardigrada, Eutardigrada, Parachela, Macrobiotidae. Gene Ontology annotation, molecular function: endopeptidase inhibitor activity. The transcript is spliced from 6 exons. The coding region runs from base 118 to 2214 and encodes 698 amino acids. Gene Ontology annotation, cellular component: extracellular region. The record is from RefSeq and is a predicted model, not a curated record.
GAUAAAAGUGCUGACGCUGAUGGAGCAGAAGCCACCUCGUUCUUCGGCAAUCCCACAUCGCAGCUGCCUCUGUUGACGCGAAAACAGUUUUCCCAAAGCUUUCUUUUCAAAACUGCUAUGGCAGACGCAAACGGAGAUGUCGUUUUGGAGCGCAAAGUGCCGGAUGCACUGACAACAUGGGAUAUUUGGGCGUUCAGCUUUAGCAGCACUGACGGAUUAACUGCGGCAAUAAAACCCAUCAAGCUAAAGGUUUUCAAGUCGUUACUUGCCUCCCUAGAAAUACCAUACAGCGUUAUCCGCCACGAAAAUUUCACUGCUGAAGUUUUCAUUUCUAACUACUUGCCGCAUCAACAAGAUGUGACAGUUAACUUAACCAUCCGCAGUCCGGACAACACAGUGAUAACCUUUACAAAGAACAUUAUUUCUGAGCCGAAUGGUACGGUAACGGCGGAAUUUACGAUAAUUCCGGAGGAAAUUGGUGACUGGGAACUCGAGGUCACAGUUCAAUCUGCACUCGGCUCGCAUCAGUUGAAUAAAAUUUUGCUCGUUAAGUCAGAAGGAGUCACGCAGUCCUAUAGCCAACCUAUCCUCGUCGAUCUCCACAAAUCAAAUGUUUUUGAUACAACGAUCCAGUUGCCGAUAGAUCCAGUUGAUAAGGUCACAGGUUCCGAGAAAGUGACAGUUGACGUUGUUGGAGACAUUCUCGGAGUUUCCAUCCGUAAUGUGGAAAAACUGAUCCGGCUCCGGCUGCCGACUGGGUUCUGUGAGCCAAACAUGGCGAUGGUAGCGUCCAGCGUUGCAAUGUUAAAAUAUUUGAGAAAUAUCAACCAAAAAUUGCCUCAAAAGGAGAAAGACUUGGUAAGCAUCAUUCAGCUGGGUUACCAAAGAGCGCUAACGUAUCUGCGCAGUGAUCAUUCGUUCAGUAUGUGGGGAACGUCUGACACUAAUGGCUCUACAUGGUUAACUGCUUACGUGACCAGAGUUUUCGCCGAAACACCGGAACUGCUACCAAACAGCAGCGCUACAGUUAUGAAAAAAGCGGUACAAUUUUUACUGGAUCAGCAAAACCACGAUGGCUCCUUUCGAGAAAGCGGAAAAGCCAUCGACAGUUAUAUCGAAAGCGGCGAAUCCAAACAAGUGCCCUUGACAGCAUUUACGGUUCUGUCGUUCACGAAAUAUAUUAAGACAGGAAAGGCUGGCACAGAGAAAUCGGACGCUUCGCUCCAGAAAGCAGUCGCUUAUUUGGAAUCAAAACUGGGCAAUAUAAAGAGUGACACGUACGCUUUGGCGAUAACAGCAUACGCAUUGGCGCAAGCUAACAGUUCAAAAAAGUUAGACGCUUUGGGUCGGUUGCAAGAUGCAGUGGUCCAGGAUGCUUCUACUGCGCACUGGAAAACUCUUGAGUCAAUCAACGAUGACCGGGAAGACAUCGGCUAUUCGUAUUCCGCCCAUGCCAAAGAUGUGGAAGCCACAGCGUACGCAUUGCUAGCGUGCAUGGCAAACGGCUGCAACUGGAAUAUGUCACUCAAAAUCGCUUCCUGGUUGAUUUCAAAACAAAAUACUGAAGACGGAUUCUUUUCCACGGCGGAUACAGCAGCUGCAUUGACGGCGUUAGCCGAAUUUGCCCAGUCAUUCACGGCUGCUCCGUCAAUUCAAAUCGAUAUCAUGGAUGCCAUUCAAAAGAGGGAUGUGACGAUCUUCCCAGAAACAGCGAUGGCUGUGCAUUCCGUGGAACUUGCACAGAAACCCACAAAUAUUGCGAUUCAUGCCAGAGGAAGCGGGUUGGCUGUCGCGUACGUAAGCUGGACGUACAACGUACUGCGACCGAUAGAGGGCUGGACGUUUGACCUCAAUGUCACUUCAUCCCGUACUGAAUCCGCCAAGGCUUGUCAUUUAAGCAUUUGCGCCAGACACUGGCAAGAAGGUGCAAGCAGCAUAACCGUUAUGGAGGUCACCGCCCUGUGCGGUUAUCAGUUUGAGGAAGAAGAGGUCGACCAGCUGUUGCCCGCAGUCAAGUCAGUGCGGAAAAGCGAGCUGGACAGCAAGGGCAGCCAGCUGAAUUUGUAUUUCGACGAGAUGACGUCGACUGCCAUCUGCUUCAAUUUGACCAUGUAUCAGUCUUAUAAAGUGGAGAAUUUGAAAGCGCGAAGCGUAGUAAUCUAUGAUUAUUAUAAUCCCAAAGACCGACGAGCGGUUUUUUAUACCCCGUUAUAAAUGAUACUCAAAGCUGACCAUCUACAGAUAGCUACAUAACGUAGCUUU